GAGGGACAAAAUGGGAAAACGAAUAUGCUUAAGUAAUAUGCUGAACCGCCCGAUUUCACUACUACCAGAUUCUACCCUCCAAAAUGAUCGGACAAUCGCCGCCCAUCUAACUACCUCGACCAGCCCACGAGGGGAACAUUACCAAAGCGUCGUCCCACAAGCAAUCAUCACUUUAGCUUUGUCUGACCCUUUUGGGUUUGGAAAUAUCAUCGACUGCUCAAACACACACACACAUACACACUCAGUCGAAUUCCGAAGAAAUCAGCAGUAGGGAAGAAGAAAUGGGUUCGGUAGCAAAGAAGGGAUUGCAGAAAUAUGUGUCACAACUUCAGAGUCACCCCUUGAGAACCAAGGCAAUUACGGCUGCGGUUUUGUCAGGGAUUAGUGACACUGUUUCUCAGAAGCUUUCUGGAAUACCCAAGCUUCAGCUGAGACGCCUUGUUCUAAAAAUGCUCUUUGGAUUUGCUUAUCUUGGGCCAUUUGGACACUACACGUAUAUAUUACUGGAUAAAAUUUUCAAGGGGAAGAAUGAUUCCAAAACUGUUGCCAAGAAGGUGGUGCUGGAACAGUUGACAUCUUCUCCUUGUAACAAUUUGCUUUUCAUGAUUUACUAUGGGGUGGUCGUCGAGGGAAGACCCUGGGUGCAUGUGAAAACUAGAAUCAAAAAGGAGUAUCCCAAAGUACAGUUGACUGCAUGGACGUUCUGGCCGGCUGUGGGAUGGAUAAACCACCAAUAUGUGCCGCUGCAGUUCCGUGUUAUUUUCAGUAGCCUCAUUGCAUUUUGCUGGGGAAUAUUUCUGAAUCUACGGGCAAGAUCUAUGGCGUUGCCCAAGAGUGAAUGAAUGAUCGGAAACCUUUUGAUUCAUUUGGAUGAUUAAUAAUGCUAGCUUUGCAAUCCAUAUCAUAAGCUCAUUUUAUGUAGCUUGCAGCUUAUUCUGUGCAACUAUGAGCUCAUAAACAUUAAUGUAAAAUCUCAUUACCAACUAUCUUGGUGGAAAGUUUGAUUAGUUAAUUAGCUUGAUCUUGACUUCAGUGCUUUGCUAAGCAAUAGCAUUUCAGAAUCUAAGUUUCAUGCCACAGAAUCAUUUAUUGAAAUGGCUUGAUGAUGAUGUUAUGGCCUAAUAUUUCCUUUCCUUGCA
Theobroma cacao (cacao) is the source of this 1139-nucleotide messenger RNA. RefSeq names its product peroxisomal membrane protein PMP22-like. Gene Ontology annotation, cellular component: membrane; cytoplasm. The record is from RefSeq and is a predicted model, not a curated record. NCBI's taxonomy places the organism in Eukaryota, Viridiplantae, Streptophyta, Magnoliopsida, Malvales, Malvaceae.